Messenger RNA from Ostrinia furnacalis (Asian corn borer), 1372 nucleotides. RefSeq lists its product as uncharacterized. The transcript is spliced from 6 exons. Bases 449 to 1090 code for a protein of 213 amino acids. NCBI's taxonomy places the organism in Eukaryota, Metazoa, Arthropoda, Insecta, Lepidoptera, Crambidae. The record is from RefSeq and is a predicted model, not a curated record.
ACUCGGACAAAACGCUGUAUAGUGCCAUUAAAAGAUUGGAGAUGAAUAGUUUCAUGAAGUUUAGUGUCAAUAAAUUGAUAGAGACAUUGCAAUUAACCUUGAUAAUCGUUAUACGAUCUUAAUGACAAUAUUAUGUUCUGUUAUUAUCUUGAUAGCGAGUGUUAUUGCGUUCGUAAAUCAAUAAGUGUGUCUCUAUGAAGUGAAGCUUUUUUCCAAGUGAAAAGUGCAGUGAUUUUUUUUCCUCUACAUAAGAAUGAGUGGGUAUAUUUCAUAGAUCGCGAUCAUGUCGAACAUAUUUCGAUAAGUAGACUAGUUGUCGUGAUUUACAUUCAGGUGUGUUCGUGUUACCGGAUAGUUAAGUUUUUACGGUCACGAUAGAGGGCGAGCGAGUGGGGCCGAUUUGUAUAUCGUAAGCGAGGCGACGACAGCCGAUGACACGGUAUCUGCUAUGUCGUCGAUCUCUUUAUGUGUCACAAGCCCGGCGGUGUCGUGGGCGGUCGUACGACACUCGUACGUGAUACGUGUGUCGUGUCUGAUAACCACGAGCUCGGAACGACCUGAUGUGGUGGACGUCAACCUUAACAAUGUCCUAAGCUUCGGCUUCGGCGCAAACGCAGGUCUCGGGCCAACCUGCCUUAGCUUAAGUAAAACGCCAGAUUCAACGCCCAAACCUACAAUGGGGCCCGUAUUUCGCUCCUCGGAGUCGGGCCCUAAAUUUGUGAAGGCAGUCCGAUAUAUCGGCUGGAUUGUACUAGUGUCCGACCUCAUUUUCCUGUUUUGCAGUAUUUACUUACUCCUCAGAAUAUUUAGUGGGCCAUGCCAAAAAGCAGCAAAAAUAUUCCUAAUAACAGCAAUGAUCGCAAUGUUCCUAUCAUUCAUCUACAGUAUGAUAUACGUGUCAGCCUGUAUCACUUUGGGGGGAGCGUUCCCAGUUUUUGAAUUCUUAUUCGCAUUAUUUGAUUUAAUGAAGUGGACAGUCUGGAUCCACUUUUUGCUAGUAAUUCGCGCUUAUAUUAACUCGUACUCGCCACUCGAGACACCGGCUCAACAAGACCGGGGGCCAUGCCGUUGGCGGUGUAACUUUUUGUGAAAUACUGACACUUUGGGCAGGCUUCCCUUCAUCAAUUUCUAGUAUGGGCGUACUUUCUAUUAGUUGUUAACUCCUAUAGACGCAAGAUUACAACCGCGUGAUAAAUUUAAGAUAAGCUGAAGGAUCAAAUGAAAUAUGGACAAUGGGGGAAUUAUGUAUUUUAAUAAGGCUGUAUUGGUGAAUUGUUUAUUGCAUUUUCCACGGAAACGUACAUUUCUUAUGCUGAUAUUGUUUUUAAAUAGGUGCACGUGUUUAUGCGUGUAUUGUUUAGUGAUAAUUUUC